CGUCCCCUCGUUCAGACUUUCGCGCGCGCUCUCAGAGCAAAAUAACGAAGCUAAGCUGUCAACCCGCAGCGUUAGUUUACACCACAAUCAGACACAUUAUUGUAGAAAAUGCCGUCCUCAGACUAUGACCCGGCCUCUUUACCGGACUUACUGCCGCUGUACUACCGGAGACUCUUCCCGUUUUCUCAGUAUUACCGCUGGCUCAACUACGGAGGAGUGCAGAAGAACUACUUUCAGAACCGGGAGUUCUCCUUCACGCUGAAAGAUGACAUCUACGUGCGCUACCAGUCCUUCAGCACGCAGAACGAGCUGGAGAAGGAGAUGCAGAAGAUGAACCCGUACAAGAUUGACAUCGGGGCAGUGUACAGUCACAGGCCCAAUCAACACAACACCGUGAAGUCGGGAACCUUCCAGGCCCUGGAGAAGGAGCUGGUUUUUGAUAUUGAUAUGACAGAUUAUGAUGAUGUCAGAAGCUGCUGCAGUGCUGCAGAUAUUUGCUCCAAGUGCUGGACCUUGAUGACCAUCGCUAUCCGGAUCCUGGAUAGAGCUCUUCGAGACGACUUUGGUUUCCGGCACCUACUGUGGGUUUAUUCUGGGAGGAGAGGAGUGCAUUGCUGGGUGUGUGACGAGGCUGCCAGGAAGCUCUCUGUGGCAGCUCGCUCUGCUGUGGCAGAAUACCUCAGCCUGGUGAAGGGUGGUGAAGAGACCGUGAGGAAAGUUGUGCUGACAGAUCCAAUUCACCCUUUCAUCAGAGAGUCUUUGACAGUGGUGGAGCACUACUUUUCCCAGUAUGCACUACAGGAACAGAACAUACUGAGCAACAAGGAAUCUAUUGACAAAGUGCUGGCUCUUGUGCCUGAAGAUGUCAGAAAGGAUCUACUGCAGCAUUUCCAAACUGAGAAAAAUCCUGAGAAGCGCUGGGGGAGGCUCAAGGCUCUGGCCAAAAACAAACAGGCUGCUGUCAAGAAGGGCCAAUACUUCGAGAAAGAAAUCAUGUUGCAGUACUGUUACCCUCGGCUCGAUGUGAACGUCAGUAAAGGCGUGAACCAUUUGCUGAAGAGCCCGUUCAGUGUCCAUCCAAAAACAGGGCGCAUUUCUGUUCCCAUUGACCUGCGAGAAUUGGAGACGUUUGAUCCUUUUGAUGUGCCCACAAUCAGCCUGAUCUGCGAGGAGCUGGAUCGGCCGAGGAAAGGCGAAGAGGAAGAAGAGGAGGAUGAAACCAAGGAGAAAGAAAAUGAGAAAGACGUAGCUGAGCGACGAAAAAUUAGAGAUUACAAACGAACAAGCCUGGCAAAGUAUGUGAAAUACCUGGAUCAGUUUCUGGAUGGAAUGGCUCGCUCAUGGAAAGGAGAACUUCUCCGAAAAAGUGAUCUUCAGAAGGACUUCUGAACCAGCUCAGUGAUCACAACGGGAUACACACCUAGAAGUGCACGCUUCAUUGUUGCACAUUACUUAAUAUGAAAAAAAAAAAAAAAAAAAAAAAUGCAAUGUCCCUUUUUAUUGAACAUUGUGCUUUGGUGAUGAUGAU
This is a messenger RNA of Myripristis murdjan (pinecone soldierfish), 1528 nucleotides long. It is a transcript of the gene prim1, whose product is annotated as DNA primase subunit 1. The transcript has 13 exons. The coding region runs from base 109 to 1389 and encodes 426 amino acids. NCBI's taxonomy places the organism in Eukaryota, Metazoa, Chordata, Actinopteri, Holocentriformes, Holocentridae. The record is from RefSeq and is a predicted model, not a curated record. Gene Ontology annotation, biological process: DNA replication, synthesis of primer.